Molecule: messenger RNA, 3607 nt
Organism: Trifolium pratense (red clover)
Lineage: Eukaryota; Viridiplantae; Streptophyta; Magnoliopsida; Fabales; Fabaceae
Product: BEL1-like homeodomain protein 1
Exons: 6
Coding region: 1170-3122 (650 amino acids)
Biological process (GO): regulation of transcription by RNA polymerase II
Molecular function (GO): RNA polymerase II cis-regulatory region sequence-specific DNA binding; DNA-binding transcription factor activity, RNA polymerase II-specific
Source: RefSeq, a predicted model, not a curated record
UCUUAGCAUAGACUAUAGUUUUUUCUUCUUCAUCUCUCUCUUUUUCUCUCUUUCUUUUUUCCCUCUCUCUCCCCCCCCAAAAAAAAGUACUAUCAUGUUGAUCAUAAGGGGGUUGUUUCUUGAUUGAAUCACAUGAUUUGAAAAGAGAGAGUCAAAUCAAAAUCGAAAGAAAUUUUAUCUAUCUGUCUGUCUAUCUAUCUUUCGCAUGUUUUGAUCUAUUCACAAGUUGAGGUGGAAUUGAGUACAGAGCAUAGUUUCCUCUUUGCAUGUUGAAAGAAGAAAGUGAUAGAAUUUCAGACAUAGAUAUAUAGAUCAUACUAUAUAUUUAACAAGGUGGGUUUAAUUUAAUUUUAUGUUUCUAUAUUUAUAUAUGAUGUUUACUUACUCUUGUUUUGGUUGGUGAAACUUUUUUAUGUGUGUGUGUUUUUGUGUCUAUGUCUGAAAACAAAAAUUCUGUUUUUCAUUUUCUCAUAGGUUUUGUGUCAUUGUAAUUGGAAAUUGUGUGCAGAGAUUGAGAUAAAGAACCACGUGUACACUUCAAUUCACAUCACAAUCUGCAGGUACUAUACUAACAUAGAUAAAGAAAUUUCUUCUUCUUAUGCUUCUUUAAUUCUUAUUAUAAAAAAAAUAAAAAUAAACUUGUUAUUUUUUUACCCUUUUUUCUCUUCUUCUUUCACUCUUUUGUACUUGUCUUCACUCUUGUGAAGUCUCUUCCCUUUUUGUACCAAUAAAAAAAAAUCACUUCCCUUUGUAAAAAGCUUCCAUGUGUUUUCUCAUCAUUCAUUUCCUUUUUAAAGUCUCUAUAGAGUCCACCUUUGUGGUUAAAAGAAUUUUAACAAAGAAGAAAAAAAUUUCAUCUAUAGCUUAAUUUGGAAAAUUGAAAUUAAUAAAUUUAUCUCAUAAUUCAAUAUUAAGUACUAUGUUAAAUAUUAUUUUAUUUUUUUGUGAAAAAAAAUUCAAUAUUGAUCUACUUUGUAAAAUUCAUUGAUUCAUUUUCUUCUUUACUAGGAAUUAAUUAAUACUCUUGUGUUGCAACAAUAAAAUCAGCUUCAAUUAUUGAGAUUUUGAUGGAAGGUUGAUCCACAACUUACACACCAACCAGAUUCACAAAGCUGAAAGAGUGAAGUAACAAAGCAAAAGAAAAAGAAAAAAAGGCAAAAAAAAAAAAAAUGGCAACUUAUUUUCAUAAUAAUUCAGAAAUUCAAGGUGGUUCUGCUGAUGGCCUACAAACACUCAUAUUCAUGAACCCAUCAGGCUACAUCAAUUACUCCGACACGCCGCAACCGCCGCCACAUGCCGGAAACCUUGUAUUUCUAAAUUCAGCAGCCACACUAGCCGGCAACGGCAACACCUCAAUCCAACAACAACAUAAUCUAUCUCACGCGCCACCACAAUUUGUUGGGGUCCCGCUCUCGGCAGAACAAUCAGUACAAGCUCAUCACGACAUCUCCGCCUUGCAUGGGUUCCCACCGCGCAUGCAGUACAAUUUGUGGAACGCUGCUGACCCAAAUUCGGCGGCGCGUGAGGCUACACGCGCUACACAGGGGCUGUCUUUAAGCUUACACGCACAAGGUUCGGGCGAGGAUGCACGAGUUUCGGCUGGUGGGUCGUGUUCCUCUGCUUCAAACAACGGUGUUUCAGGGAUUCAGAGUGUGUUGUUAAGUUCUAAGUAUUUGAAAGCUACACAAGAAUUACUUGAUGAGGUUGUUAAUGUUAAUGGUGGAAUUAAGGUUGAAAGUGUUAAGAAAAGUUUUGAGAAAAAUAAGGUUGUUGGAGAAUCUUCAACUGCUGUUAGUGGUGAUGGUGGUUCUGUUGGUGGUGAUGGAAGUGGAAAACGUAGCUCUGAAUUAUCAACUACAGAGAGACAAGAAGUUCAGAUGAAGAAGGCAAAGUUAAUUAACAUGCUUGAUGAGGUGGAACAAAGGUACAGACAAUAUCACAACCAGAUGCAAAUGGUGAUAUCCUCAUUUGAACAAGUUGCAGGAAUUGGCUCAGCAAGAACUUACACUGCACUUGCAUUACAAACAAUUUCAAAGCAAUUUAGGUGUUUAAAAGAUGCUAUUACUGGCCAAAUUAGAGCUGCAAAUAAAAGCUUAGGAGAAGAUGAUAGCUUUGGUGGCAAAAUUGAAGGGUCUAGACUUAAAUAUGUUGAUCAUCAUUUAAGGCAACAAAGAGCUAUUCAACAAUUGGGAAUGAUGCAUCAUAAUGCUUGGAGACCUCAAAGAGGAUUGCCUGAAAGAUCUGUUUCGGUUCUUCGUGCUUGGCUUUUCGAACACUUCCUUCAUCCUUAUCCAAAGGAUUCAGACAAACACAUGCUGGCAAAACAAACAGGACUUACUAGGAGCCAGGUUUCAAAUUGGUUCAUAAAUGCUCGAGUUCGACUUUGGAAGCCAAUGGUGGAAGAAAUGUACACGGAAGAGAUGAAGGAGCAAGAGAUGAAUGGUUCUGAGGAUAACAAAUCAAGCAAGCAUAUUGAUGAAGACACUUCAAUGAAAUCAACAACUCCACAACAAGUUCCAACCUCAGAAACAGAAUCGAAAAGUUUCAAUUCGAAACAAGACAUUCCUAUAGUUUCAGUUUCAACACAAUCAACUUCACCAAUUGGUGUGAAUGUUAGAAACAAUAAUUCCGGAUUCAGCUUCACAGAACUUGAUGGAAUAACACAAGCAAGUCCAAAGAGAACAAGGAACCAUGAAAUCCUUCAAUCACCAAAUCAUGUGAAAUCAAAUGAGACAAAUAAUAAUAAUGAACAAAUUUCAAUGAAAUUUGGUGAUGAUAGACAAAGUAGAGAUGGUUAUUGUUUCAUGGGAAAUCAAACUAAUUUCAUCGCCGGUUUCGGUCAAUAUCCGAUGGAAGAAAUCGGUAGAUUUGAUGCUGAACAAUUCACACCAAGGUUUUCAGGUAACAACAAUGGUGUUUCACUCACUCUUGGUUUACCUCAUUGUGACACAUUAUCAGGAACACAUCAAAGUUUUAUGCCAAACCAAAACAUUCAACUAGGAAGAAGAUUGGACAUUAGUGAACAAAAUGAGUUUGGUGAUUCUUCAGCUGCAUUUGAGAGUAUGAACAUGCAGAAUCCAAAAAGAUUUGCUGCACAAUUAUUGCCAGAUUUUGUGGCCUAAAUAAGACAUUGAAGGGAAAAUGGUGACAACAUUGAUUCUGUUUUUCUCUUGAUUUCUUCAAAUCUAUGUGUUUACUUUUAAAAAAAAACGGGACAUCCUCUUCGUACAAUGGUUGUGAUUAAUCUCUCGAGUAUGGUAGGACCACAUUGAUUAAUGUUGUUGCAUUACCAGGGCUAGAUUCUAAUUGAGGAUCUCUAGUUAAACUUGAAGAGACAUGAAUCAUCUUGUUCAGACGCUCCUAGGUAUGUCUAUCAUUACUUUGGGAGUAGUGAAGUAUUGUAGUGUAUAAAGAAAGAAGGAAUUUUAAUAUUAUAGUAUAGGUUUAUACCCUGCAUAGAACCACUUGAGUUCUUAGAUAGCAUAGGGAUUUGAAAGUAUAUGGUUGAGGUUGUAUAUUAUUUUUGUAACUUUUGGUAAUGGGAUAGAUGGGUUUAUAUCAUAAAGUUUCAAUUGGUAAAGAUACCAAUAUAUCUUUGAUUGAAAAA